Hipposideros armiger (great roundleaf bat) is the source of this 4222-nucleotide messenger RNA. RefSeq names its product PDLIM1 interacting kinase 1 like (gene PDIK1L). The record is from RefSeq and is a predicted model, not a curated record. Gene Ontology annotation, cellular component: cytoplasm; nucleus. Gene Ontology annotation, molecular function: ATP binding; protein kinase activity. Bases 262 to 1287 code for a protein of 341 amino acids. Gene Ontology annotation, biological process: negative regulation of G2/MI transition of meiotic cell cycle; protein phosphorylation. The transcript is spliced from 3 exons. NCBI's taxonomy places the organism in Eukaryota, Metazoa, Chordata, Mammalia, Chiroptera, Hipposideridae.
UCGCACCCAGCCCCGCGCCGCCGCCGCCUCGGCAACUGCACCGCCCGCAAAAAUGGCUCAGUAACUCUAACAAAAGGUGCAGCCUCCCUCCCGGCGUGGCGGACGCCAGGCCUCCCAGCUCGGGCCGCACCUCCUCGCAGGCCCGCCGAAGAGCUCUGCGUCCCGCACGCACCCCAGGCCCGCGCGGAGGAAGAUGCACCAGGCGUCCCACCCCAGAGACCCCUGCACACCCGCCCGCAGCUCGAAACCUUGACUUUGAAGAUGGUGAGUAGCCAGCCAAAGUACGAUCUAAUACGGGAGGUAGGCCGAGGUAGUUACGGUGUUGUGUAUGAAGCAGUCAUCAGAAAGACCUCUGCACGGGUGGCAGUGAAGAAAAUUCGAUGUCAUGCACCUGAGAAUGUUGAACUAGCCCUGCGUGAGUUCUGGGCACUAAGCAGUAUCAAGAGCCAACAUCCCAAUGUGAUUCACUUGGAGGAGUGCAUCCUACAAAAAGAUGGGUUGGUGCAAAAGAUGUCCCACGGCUCUAAUUCUUCCCUUUAUUUACAGCUUGUAGAGACUUCAUUAAAAGGAGAAAUUGCCUUUGAUCCCAGAAGCGCCUAUUAUUUGUGGUUUGUGAUGGAUUUUUGUGACGGAGGAGAUAUGAAUGAGUAUCUGUUGUCCAGGAAACCCAAUCGUAAAACUAACACCAGCUUCAUGCUUCAGCUGAGCAGUGCCCUGGCUUUCCUGCAUAAAAACCAGAUCAUCCACCGAGAUCUUAAGCCUGAUAACAUCUUGAUUUCUCAAAGCAGGUUGGAUACCAGUGACUUGGAACCCACAUUGAAAGUGGCUGAUUUUGGCCUAAGUAAAGUUUGUUCAGCCUCUGGGCAGAACCCAGAAGAACCUGUCAGUGUAAACAAGUGUUUCCUUUCCACAGCCUGUGGAACAGAUUUCUACAUGGCUCCUGAAGUGUGGGAGGGACAUUAUACAGCAAAAGCUGACAUCUUUGCUCUGGGGAUUAUCAUCUGGGCAAUGCUGGAAAGGAUCACAUUCAUAGACACGGAGACAAAGAAGGAACUCUUGGGGAGUUACGUAAAACAAGGAACUGAGAUUGUGCCUGUUGGGGAGGCGCUUCUGGAAAAUCCCAAAAUGGAACUUCUCAUUCCUGUGAAGAAAAAGUCUAUGAAUGGGCGAAUGAAACAACUGAUUAAGGAAAUGCUGGCUGCAAACCCUCAGGAUCGUCCAGAUGCUUUUGAACUAGAACUCAGAUUAGUACAAAUUGCAUUUAAAGAUAACAGCUGGGAAACGUGACAUAUAUUAUUUGCAAAUAUCUUGGAUGAUAUGCUGCUUCUGUUUUAACAGUGAUGCAACAUAAUGUGGCUGAAAAAGAAUAUAAAAAGCUAAACUCCACCUCCUAAGGGUUUAGAUUUUAUUGUGGGAUUUCUUUUUUCCCCUCAUUUUUUUCUUAAGUCCAAGCUGGCCAUUUUGUUAGUAUGUUUUAAAUGUGUAUUACCAAUGUGGGUGUAAAUUUUUUUUAAAUCAUUGGUAGAAGUUGGACAGAAAAAUUCUCUUAAGAGCCAAGAAGAAAGGAGAGUCCAGUUUUCUGGAAAUAUGUCUCUAUGUAUUUUAGACAUUCCUUGUCAGUAUUAGGAAUUUCCAUGGAAGAAGAGGUUUGCAUGCUGGUAAUGCAACCUUUGAAGCUUUGUAAAGGAAACAUAUAUGUAUAUAUUUAUGUAUAUGUAAGUAUGUGAAUGUGUGCAUUUUGCAUUCCAUAUGAAGAAAAUGCCACUUCUGUUUAAAUUAUUUGAUGUAGGUUUGGGUUUUGAGGUUUGCUGGUGAAAUCAGUGAUGAAAAAUAAAAGAACCUUCCCUCAUCUUCCUACCCUGCCCCUCCCUCUAAUGAAAUCAUACUAAGUUUUUUUUAAUUUUUGUAAUAUUAUACAGCUUUUUUUAAAGGCAUCAUUUUGGAGGGUCUAAAACAGUCUAAACAUAAAUGAAAUUAAGUGAUCCAAAGCUGCUGAAGUAUGUUUGAGCUCUCCAGUGCCCUAUAGCUGCAGGAGUAGAACUAGCCAUGCAAUCAUAUGGUAGCAGGUUGGCAAGGACAUUGGUGGUGAUUCAGUUAUACCUUCUUUAGGUGGCCAAGCAGUCAAUUCAAUAAAACCACUGCGUUGGGACAUGUCUGCACUUAAGCAUCAGCUAUCUGACAUAAAUCUGAACACAGGAUUUUUCUGUUUCUGAAAACGUUGCUAUACAUAUGUACUAUGGAACUUGAUAUAUUAAUUUUUUAUUUCAAGACUUUGUCUAAGCCUCAGCAUAAAGUUGAAGAAACCAAAUGGGCUCUACCCUCACAUUGCCUGCCCUAAUAGGGUGUCUUGUUUCAUCACUGGAAUUUCUUUCAUUUUGGCACUAACACUGUUUUCUCUUGUUUAAUUUGACACAGUAAUGAUGGUGAUAUGGUUGUAUUAAAUGUUGAUUACCUUUUUCUAAAGUGGAAUAUGAUAUCUAUACAGAUUGGCAUCAACUAUAUCAAGUAGAAAAGUUAUAGAUUUUAUACAAUCACUUGGUAUGGUCUAUGUCCAACCCAGUAGACCAUUAUUUUUCUUGAAGUCAGUUUGAUUUUAACCCUACAUGAUCGUUUCCAGUUUGUUUUCCUGUAAAUGCAGAUAGUUAAAAUCUAAGGAAAGAAGGUUUUUCUAAAACAGAGCAUUAGAACAUUGGCCUUUAAGGUUAAGAUAAUUGUAUCUAGGUUAAUCUUUAUAAAGCAUUAGAAUCUUUGGUCAAAAGUUUUAAAAAAAAUUAGAAUAUUGAAAUAAUUGAUAGUUUUGCAUAGUCUCCUCAGCUUUUUUGAACUUCUAUGACUUUUGGAAUAUUGUUAUCGUAUUUUUUCUUAAAAUGUGUUCAGGGGACUUUAGAAGGUGAAAAAGCACAAAGAAAUUGGAGUACGUAAAAUUUCUGAAUGAUACAUUACUUGAUCUGGAAGUUUAAAACUUGGACUGAAAGGUUUUAUUGAAAUAAAGCCUUUUAAAAUGAAAAAAAAAACACCCAUAUACUUUAAACACCGUUUUUGAGAUAAAUUAGAAGUGCGACAAUACACUGGAACCUCGUAAUUGACCCUCUGUAUCACCAAAUUAGUAUAACAUCUGGCCAAAGGGAUUGAGUUACUGGAAGUAAAAAGCAUCAUUAUAAUGUCUGUCAACAUAUUCGUAAUGAUUCAGGUGAUGGUAUGCCAGUACUUAAUUUGCUCUUCAAAUAUCUAUGUGCUUGGUUUCUUAAGUACAUAGUUUUUGUUCCUGCCUCAUUUAAAAGAGUUAACGAUUAUCAUUUAUUCUGAAAGAUUAUGCCUGUGAAGUAGAAUUCUUUCUUUCUUUCAUUGGUGGUAAGGGUGUGAGGUGAUCAGGAAGUUUCUUCUGGAAUUUUCUCAAGUCUUUGUAUUCUAACAUAGCCUAUAAUACCAAGCAAAAUGAUAGUAAAUUCUUUGUCUUUAUUUGUUCUUUCAGUCAGGAGGUAUUUAUUAAGUACCUACUGUGUGCUCAGCACUAAAGAUCAGUUGAUAAAAUGACAAUUUAAAAAAAGUGUAUAGCCACAGGUCUUUUCCAGCCAGGAGUAAGAAAUAAAAGAUGAUUAGCUAUACUUGAAAAUUCCUGGAUAUUUUCUAAAGGAAAAUGAAAGCAAGAAAUGUGCACAGUGCCUUGCCCAUAAUAGGUACUCAAUAAAUAAUUUUUCUUCGUAGAGUCUCUUGCCAUGGUGUAUAGUAUUUUAUGAAAUUUGUCUUAAUUGAAAAAAGACCAAAUAUUUCAAAUAAACUUAUAGGCAGCUGUGGCCAGUUAAAAUAUGGGGUUGUACAGUUAGUUCCUAGAAUGUUAUUUUGCACUAGGUGUCACUUAGAAAGAUGGGGUUCCUGUAGAUUUUUUGGUGCUAAGGGAUACUUUAUCAUUAUGAUGAAGUAAGUGUUAAAUGUCAGAUAUAAUAGCACACUGAAUAGUUCUUUCUGCUGGUCUGUUUUUUCCUCUUUGUUGUUGUUGUUUUUGUAAAAUGUUUAUCAAACUAUUGUAGCAGCUACAAAAUAAUUCACCAGCAUGACAGAAUGGUCAAAAUAUAAGUCAUCAGCACUUCAAAAAUGAAAGCAACUUUUGAAAUUUUCUUUUAAAAUUGUCAAAUAUAUUUUAUGAAGAAUUUAUAAAAGGGGGAAAUAAUUGUAAUUUAUUGUUCAUGACUUUUUUUUUAAAAUAAAGUGAGUUUCAACAAAA